GGUCGAUUUACGUAAACAUUGGUAAACAUGUCGGUAAGGUUAAUUCUUGGAGCCUUCGCGAAUUGAUUUCCUUUCUCGUCGUGAUAGAUCGCGGUGGAACCGCGGCGGUAACGCGAAAGGAACGGAUAAGUGAGCGAUUGCGAACGAGAUAACGCGAUGACAGAUCUGUUCGACCUCGCAAACCUAAUCACGACCGUCGGCGUCGACGGCGUGAAGAUCAAGCAGGAGCCCGGGCUGCCAGAGAAGUCGUCUAACGAGAUCCUGACGGAGCUCUUCAGCACCUUCGACACACCGGACGACGGUGUCCCGUCGCCGUUGAACAGCGACCAGCAGGUGCCGAAUGGCGAUGUCGACAAGACCGCCGCCGAGUCGGACAAGCUUCAAACGAAGAAGAAGAAGCUCAAGAAGAAACAUAAACACAAGGAGAAGAAGCACAAGAAGAAAUCGAAACAUGAUUCCUCGGAUAACGAUAGCGAUGCGGAAGAUGUCAAGAAAAAGAAGAAGCACAAGAAGAAAUCUAAGCGGAGGCGUGACUCUGUAUCCAGCAAGUCAUCUGAUUUGGGUCAUACUAAGGCAAAAGUAGCAAAAAUGGAUGGCGACAGUGACAUUGGAGGCAAAUGUGAUGAAGCAAAAUCCCAGCUUGAUACAUUGGAGAAAAUCAGUACAAAUGAUGAGAAAAAAAUGGAUGAUCUAUACAAAGAAAAAGAUUCAGAUGCGGCUAAACUCCCAGAUAAUUCUGGUAGUCCACAAUUACCACCUAUAUCAAAGAAGGUAGAUGACGAACUUGAUGAGCCUGUAAUACCUAAACUUCUUGAAAGACCAAAGCAGCCUGUUCAAGGAAAAAUAUUGAUAAAGGAUCUUAAGAAUAGUACAGUUUAUAAUGAAACGGUAAAAGAGAUAGAAAAUAAGCAGAAAGCGAAAGCUGCAAAAAUGGAAGAUGGUGAAUUAUCUGACAGCAGUAAUGACAACAGAACACCUACUUUGAGUCCUUCUCCAUCACGAAAUCGGUCAUCGUCGUUCAGUCCAAGUAGAGAUAGAAGAAAAGGCAGAAUGUUUAGUCCAACAAGAGAAUCGAAAACCGAUCUUAGAUUAGUUUUGAAGGAGAAGGAAAGGAAAAGGAGCACAAGAGACAAAGAUAGUCGUUCGCAAGACAGAAGAUCAAGAUCACGAACGCGAUACAGCUCACAUAGUAGUAGAAGUAGUAGACGAGAAAAACAGAGGGGCAGGAGCAGAGAAAGACGCGAUAGGGAUAGGCAUAGUGACAGACGAGACUCUGAUAGAAGCAGAGACAGACACAGAUAUAGAAGUCAUAGUGAAAAUAAAGACAAAUAUACGCGAGGUCGUAGUGCAAGCAAGGAGAGAAAAGAGAGAAUAGAGAUUAACAAGAAAAAGCUUUUAGAAAUUGCAAGGAGAAAUGUUAUAAGCAUGAUAAAGCAAGGAACUCUGUCGGUAGCCCAGCAAGAUAAAGCUAUUGCUGCUAUACAAUCUGGUGGAAAAACAGUGGAUGAACUAACAGAUUUUUGUAAAUCUUUAUCUAAAUCUGAAGCAUUAGGUGAAUUAUCUAGUAUCUCUUCUGAAGAUGAAGAAAGUGAAUCUGAGAAAGGAUUUCAUCAUCCUUUUCUUUUAAAAGAGAGACCUAGUUCCAUUAUAAUGAAUAUUAAGGAUGCAAAACAGCUGCCAACAAAAACCUUUCAAGAGAAAACAGCUGAAACUUCAAAUCAACUACGAUUGCAGUUUCCUGUCUCUAGUGGACAACAUCAUAGAAGAAGUGAAAAUGAAUGGGUACCUGUUACACCUGUUAAGAAACCAGAACCAAAAAAAAUAUUUGUACCAGCUUCUACAAAUCUUUGUACAACUCCACAAUCUAUAAUGCCAUCACCUGUGCCACCUCCUGUACCACAACCUGUACCACAACCUGUGCAACCUGUGCAAACCGUUUUUCCAGCAAUAACUGAGUCUAUGGAUAUUGGCUCCAUUGUAUCUGAAAGAUUAGCAGCUAUAAGAAAGUUAAGGGAAAAUCCAAAUGACAUAAACGCUUUGAAUGCAAUGCAUCGAGCACAAAAUGAGAUGAGAACUUGGGCUGAAAGCAAGCAAAUACCAGGUCAGUUUACUGGUAGUACAGGCGUUAAAGUACUUACACCUGCAGAAUUAUCUUCAGGUUAUCAAGCCUGGGCACGUAAGGAUCAAUUAGUGUCGGCACAGCCUGUAACAGGUGGAAUGGGUAUGGCGUUACUGCAGAAGAUGGGAUGGCGACCCGGUGAGGGUUUAGGUAAGAAUAAAGAAGGAGCUUUGGAACCGUUACAACUAGAGGUUAAAUUGGAUAAGAGAGGACUGAUUUCCGAGCAAGAUAUUUUGCAAAAAGUUGGCAAAGCUGCGAAGCCUACAGCACCAACAAUCAAAACAUUGGAAGGCAAACAUCCAGUGUCACUUUUAGGGGAAUAUUGUACAAAGAAGAAACUUGGAGCACCAGUUUACGAGUUAUGCUUUGAAUCUGGACCAGAUCAUAAAAAAAAUUUUCUCUUUAAAGUGAAGGUAAACGGCAUUGAAUAUAAGCCAAGUGUUGCAAGUUCCAAUAAAAAACAAGCGAAGGCAGAAGCAGCGCAAAUAUGUUUACAGACUUUAGGCUUACUGCCUUCCUAAUUUCGUCCAUUGAUACAAUCGUGACAAGGAACUUAUAGAUUGCUUCAUCACGUCUUCAAUUUUUGAAUUGUUGAAAAAUAAACCAUGUCAUUCAAAUAAUUUGAGUAUCAUGUUAAAAAAGAUGCAUCGAAAAGUCAAUAAGUGACUAAUUUAGUCAAGUUCUUACUAUUAAUUAUUAAAGCUAAUUUAGUGCAAUUGAAUAUAUUCAGUUUAUAAGAUCUGCAAAUUGUAAUAAAAUUUACAAAUGUCACAGUGCAAUGAC
Monomorium pharaonis (pharaoh ant) is the source of this 2902-nucleotide messenger RNA. Its product is annotated as protein SON. Gene Ontology annotation, molecular function: RNA binding. The coding region runs from base 157 to 2640 and encodes 827 amino acids. The record is from RefSeq and is a predicted model, not a curated record. The transcript has 13 exons. NCBI's taxonomy places the organism in Eukaryota, Metazoa, Arthropoda, Insecta, Hymenoptera, Formicidae. Gene Ontology annotation, biological process: regulation of mRNA splicing, via spliceosome; regulation of cell cycle.